AUGGCAACACCAAAUACGUGGCUCAUUAUUGGGGCCUCCCGUGGCAUUGGCCUCGAAUUCGUGCGACACAAUGUCUCUCUCGGCCACCGCGUUAUAGCGACAGCACGCGGUUCUAGUAGUGCUCUAGACACCAUACGUCAGAAUGCGCCUGACCGGGUAAAAGUUCUGACUUGUGAUGUUUCUAGUAGCGAUGGUAUCAAUGAGUUUAUUGAGCAGUUUGUUCGAUCCGGGGAGAAAAAGAUUGACUAUGCAGUUAUCAAUGCUGGGAUUCUGGAAUAUCCAAAUAGAUCACUGGAAAUGUCCUUUGACCAUUUUGCCAAACAUCUACAUACCAAUACCGUGGGCCCCAUUAUUGUAGCGCAGAAAUUGCUGCAGUUGCGUGAUGUUGCCAUUGGAACAGUGGCUUUCAUGUCGAGCGACUCGGGAUCGACGGGAAAUUUCCUUGGUUUUGAGGAUGGAUUUGCUGCAUAUUCCGCAUCAAAAGCCGCUCUAAAUCAGGCUUUGCGUCACAUGGCCGAGGAGUUGAAAAGAAAAAAGAGCAAAACCAUCAUUCUGGCUCUGCAUCCGGGUGAAGUGGCAACCGACAUGGGCAAGAUUGAUAUUUCGUGGGACAUCGAUGGCGGCCAGAUAGCAGCUGAAGAUUCAGUCAACGGCAUGGUCCAGGUUAUCCAAAGUAAGACAAUUGAGCACACUGGGACAUUUUGGACGUGGGAAAACAAGAAUUACCCAUGGUAA
This is a messenger RNA of Talaromyces rugulosus, 735 nucleotides long. RefSeq lists its product as uncharacterized. Gene Ontology annotation, molecular function: oxidoreductase activity, acting on the CH-OH group of donors, NAD or NADP as acceptor. The coding region runs from base 1 to 735 and encodes 244 amino acids. Lineage: Eukaryota; Fungi; Ascomycota; Eurotiomycetes; Eurotiales; Trichocomaceae. The transcript has 8 exons. The record is from RefSeq and is a predicted model, not a curated record.